Molecule: messenger RNA, 744 nt
Organism: Zingiber officinale
Lineage: Eukaryota; Viridiplantae; Streptophyta; Magnoliopsida; Zingiberales; Zingiberaceae
Exons: 4
Coding region: 87-458 (123 amino acids)
Source: RefSeq, a predicted model, not a curated record
CUGGCUGGUCUUUUGGUUUUUUCUUCGUGGGGGGAGGGCGGCGAUCGGAGAGCUAGGGUUUUGAGGUUGUUCAUCGGUUCAUCGCCAUGGCCAAAUUUAAUGUCGUGGUGAAGAAUCGGCGGGCGAAGACUCAGGAUUUGAAGCGGAAUCUGCAUGGGGAUCCUAACACCAGGAAGCUGAAGGUGCAAAAGCCCCCCGUCUCCAUCUCCGGCAAGCGCAAGCGAAAGAUCUUCAAGAAAUGGCGAAGGGACCAAAAGGAGGCGAUGGAGAAGGGAUUGAUCACAAUGGAGGACGUCGAGAUGGCGGUGGCUGAGGGAUCUUCUGAAGUUAAGAGGGAGAAGUCAAAGGUGAAAUUCGAAUUGAAGAAGAGUCCCAAGCUAAAACUCAAAGGUAAAAGCAAACGAAAACCAUCCAAUUCCCCAUCGUUGCCUGCACCCGUCGACGCUAUGGUUGAAUGAUUUGCUUCUGUGAUCAUGCUUAGUAUUUUGCCAUGAUUUGCACUUUCUAUGUUUUAGAACUUCUUGGUGUCUAGAUGCCUAGGUGUUCAUAUUUGGCAGUAAAGUUUAAAAAGUAGUUUGUAGAGAGUGCCUCAGUCUCCCUACGAAGGAUCAACUCAAGCAUACUGUAGGGCUAUUUGAGCAUUGAUGCGCAUUGCAAUUUGGAUUUAAUAGUUUCGCAUUUGUGUUGUAUGGAUUCAAAUAUUUGUUAUCUGAGUGGCAAAUAUAGUUUUGCAUUUUUCUACCA